AUGUCAGAAACAUACCCGAUCGGCACUCGCUCCGAGAGCGAACGUCUCGUUCGUGACUGGGGCUUCCGGCACGUCUUCACGUGGUCAGAUGGGAGCGGUGCUUAUUAUUCGCCUCAUACCCAUGGAGGCCUAACGACACAUCUUGUCCGUCGGGGUGCGAUGACUGUUUCCUAUCCGGAAGAUACUGCCAAGAAUGGCGGACAGGUUAAGAAAGAGACUUUCGGUGUUGGGGCUAGAGUUGAUGUGCCCGCUGGGAAGCUUCAUGAGGUUUGGAUUGGGGAUGAAGGGUGUGAUUAUGUUAUUGGGGAGUAG
Penicillium cinerascens is the source of this 312-nucleotide messenger RNA. RefSeq lists its product as uncharacterized. The record is from RefSeq and is a predicted model, not a curated record. NCBI's taxonomy places the organism in Eukaryota, Fungi, Ascomycota, Eurotiomycetes, Eurotiales, Aspergillaceae. The transcript is spliced from 2 exons. Bases 1 to 312 code for a protein of 103 amino acids.